Molecule: messenger RNA, 2452 nt
Organism: Bactrocera tryoni
Lineage: Eukaryota; Metazoa; Arthropoda; Insecta; Diptera; Tephritidae
Product: calcium/calmodulin-dependent protein kinase type 1-like
Exons: 7
Coding region: 806-1090 (94 amino acids)
Biological process (GO): mitotic DNA damage checkpoint signaling; protein phosphorylation
Cellular component (GO): cytoplasm; nucleus
Molecular function (GO): ATP binding; protein serine/threonine kinase activity
Source: RefSeq, a predicted model, not a curated record
AGCAAAGUGGUAAAUUUUCCGACUCGAGUCGGCAGAGAAGAUUCGUGUCUGUGCGAAUUUUAUGAGGAACAGCAAAAUGAGCAAUAAAAGUUUUCAUGUUUGAACUGAGACGAAAAGCAUUGAUUUUUAGUGAAAAGUUUCGUGGUUGUAAAUUUGUGCAUUCGAUUAAAAAUUUCACAACGUCAGGAAUAUUGUGAUUUACUGUGAAUCUUCAAGCAUAAAGAUAAUCGAAAAAUUCAUGAUAUUACCGAGAAGUUUGCUUUAUUUUUUUGAAGUCGGGUGUUUUUGUGAAUUUUUGUGAGAAACUGAAUAAUUUUAAAUUGAUAUAGAAACCAUAAAAGUAGUUUCCUUUUGUAUUAAAUAUUUUGACGAAGGAUGCGUAUAAGCUUGUCACUUUGUUUUCGACAACAGUUGUUACGCGUUAAAAUAUUUUCAACACAGCAUACAUGGACAAAAAGAAUAAAAUGCCUAAAAUAAGUUCGAAAUCGAAAAUAAUUAAAUAUUUAACUUUAACAAAGAUUCCACGAAUAGCGUUAAUUGAAGUAACUGAUGCAAAUAUAUCCAUAAUAACAACGGGAAAAAUAAAGUGUGAAUAAAUUUAUGAAACGAUUACUGGCGGCUGAUGAAUGGCAAAAGAGCUGCAUUUAUUUAUUCUGAAUGUUUUAGUUUUAAAUGAAACAACGAUUAUAAAAAGGGAACAAAUUUAUGUACAUGCUCAAAAUAUAUAAUAUUUGAUUCGAGUGAAAACCUGAAUGUUAUAAGAAAAACUAUUUAUUCGUUGAACACGUGAAGGUACACUAAAAAUAUGCCUCUAUUUGGCAAAAAAGAUUUUAGCAAAAAAAUGAAAAAGGAUAAUAAGGAGUUUAAUAAACAAGCAUCUAUAGAAGAAAAGUACAAUCUGCAUGGACUACUUGGGACAGGUGCUUUUUCUGAAGUACGCCUGGCUGAGAGCAAAGAGAACCCUGAUGAACAUUUCGCAGUUAAGAUUAUCGAUAAAAAGGCGUUAAAAGGAAAAGAAGAAUCACUUGAAAAUGAAAUUCGGGUACUAAGGAGGUUCAGUGCAAAUGAUUCCGAGAACGGACAGCGAUAAUACCGUCUAGAGGCAAGUAUUUCGAAAUGUUUAUGCGACAUCUGGUCGUGAGAUAUUUUGCUACGCCGCGCAUAUCAUCCUCACAGCACUCAUCACACACAAUCCACACACAACCCAAUACAACACAACAUGUCAUCCACACAACCACAGCUACACAUCAUACCAACCACACUACACACCAACACUUCGCCUUUUUCACCACUCACAACCGAUACAAAAGGAUUGGUCACAUCGGAAUGACAGCCUUUUUUUCGUUUUACCCGUGACCGCUAAGGUUUUUUCGCCAUCGAGACGUUCGUCGACACAUCGCUCUACAAGUUCAAAAUUUACUGAGUUAAACCAAAGUGAUAGUGGAGUAUGGUAUAAAGCAUUCCUUUGAAAAAUUUGUUGUGAAAAGAGAAAAUAAAUACAAAAGCCAUUAAGUUGAAAGUGAAAUACUUCUUUUCUUUAUUUCAAAGAAAAUUGGCUAAUUAGAAAAUUCCAGGUGCAAGUGCAAGUGCAAGUGCAACAAGUGAGUAUAUCACCGACAUCCGGGUGAACAAAAGGUUUGCAACUAAACAAAUGGUCCUUCGAGCCUCUUAGACAGGCACCUACGAUUUUAAAAGAACUCACCGAGAGGUGGAAAAGUGAAUAAAGUGCAUGUGAAACUAUACAACAGAACAAUUAAAAGUACACACAAGGAAAAAUAAUAAAUAAACAGGUACUUAAACAUAUAUUAAGUGAUCAAAUCUACGUAACGGGCGCGAAACCAACUAAAACAAAACAAAUACAAAAAAAAAACUAAAAAUCAAGUACGGGCGCGGUAAAACUAAUAAUAAUCAAACAACAACAAAAAUAAAAACCCAAAACCUACAUACAAAUAUAUAGGAUUCUCAACAGGCAAGCAGCGUGGGAAGAGGAAAAAGACUCAACACGGAAGACAUCAAACAAGAAAAAAAAAAAACUAAGAAGAUGAAAGGAGAAUAAACGAGAGAAAGAACGAAGAGAUACACACAUAAAUAAGUAUUGCUACCCAUAAACCCUUGGCGGAGAAAAAAGUAAGUCCGUUCCAAUUAAAUAUUUAAUAAAAUAAUUAUGCGCAUAUGUAUGUUUAAAAUACAGUUUGAGCUGUAAUACGACAUACAGUUACUUAGUUAGAAAUAACCCAACUGUUCUAUACGGAAAACCGGUUAGACAGUUCGGUAUGUACAUAUGUAUGUAUAGAUACCGAAAUAUAUGAAAAAAUUACGGUACCUGCCUACUGCUUAUUUUGUGUUCCAAAACACACUGUAAUUUUCAAAAAACAAAAAAAAAAAAAAAUUUUCUUCAAAGUCAAGUAUCCUACUUGCAAGUUUUGGUGAUACCCCUUGGGCUAAAAAAAAA